Molecule: messenger RNA, 1329 nt
Organism: Diversispora eburnea
Lineage: Eukaryota; Fungi; Glomeromycota; Glomeromycetes; Diversisporales; Diversisporaceae
Source: the annotation of a GenBank genome assembly
AUGUUAAAAAUUAAAAUAUUGAUGAAAAAUAAAAUAUUGAAUAUAUUUAGGAAAAAUAAAUCAAUAUCCAAUCAGGAAAUACUUACUCUUUCGCUACAAGAAGAAUCAAAAAUAAGCGAUAACUUGCAAGAAGAAUCUAAUCAUCAAGAAUUAGAAAUACACGAUAAUCAACACCAAGAAUCCAAUCGACAAGAAUUAGAAACACAGGAUAAUCAACUACGAGAAUCCAAUAAACAAGAAUUAGAAAUGCACGAUAAUCAUCAACAAGAACAGCAAGGAGGAGAACAGCAAGGAGAACAGCAAGGAGAAAAACAGCAAGGAGAAAAACAACAAGGAGAACAGCAAGGAGAAAAACAGCAAGGAGAACAACAAGGAGAAAAACAGCAAGAAAGACAAGAAACAACAAAUUCUUUGAAAUCAUAUCAUGAAGAAACUUUAAAACAAAAACAAAAAAAGAAAAGAGAAUACAAACAAUUUAGUUAUACUUGGGUAGUAAAAGAUUUUCAAAACUUGUACGCAGAUAAAAAUGUCAAUACACAUAUUUCACUUUAUCUUGCACCAGUUCAAAGUCUUUAUGAACGUCAAAAUAAUAUUACAUCUAGAAUAGCGAAAUGGAGAUUUGAAAUAUAUCGUAUUAAUAAUGAAGAAAGUGGAGACCAAAUGGCAGGUUUAACGAAAUUGGUUUGUCAUCAAGAUGUAAUUCAAGAAAAAUUUACAUUCUUUUCCGAAGAACCAAAUUGGGGUAUCGUGAAAUUUUGUGAUUUUAAUACAAUAUCUACAAAUCUUAAUUCUAAUCCUAUGGAAAAAGUAGAUCUUGUAUUCCGAGUACACUUUCUCGAUAAAAAUGAAAAUUUCUCCACAACCGAUGAUAGUAUUGAUAAUUUAAAUAUAGAUUUAUUAUUAAAAUUAGGGCCGUCAUUAAAGAAUUAUUUUAAUAAUGAAAAAUUUAGUGAUGUAGAAUUCACAUUUAGUGAUACGGAAGAAAAAUUAAGAGCUUCAAAAAUAGUUUUAGCAUCAAGAUCUAAAUAUUUUAACACGAUGUUUAAUGGUUAUUGGGUAGAAUCAAAUGUUAAUACAAUUUAUAUUAAAGAUGUUAGUUAUAUUGUAUUUAAAACCAUAAUUUAUUUUCUUUAUACUGGACAAAUUGAUAAGAAUUUAAAUUUUGAUAUUUUCAAAAAUGUUUAUUACGAAGCAGAUAUGAGAGAAAUUCCAGAAUUAACAAAAAUAAUUACAUGGAUUAAUUUAUGUAAAAAGUCGAUGGAAAAAUUUAAAGAAUACAGAGAAAAUGAAGAAAUUAUUAGAAAUUGGAAAUACGCAAUGGAUCGAUGA